AUGUCUAACAGCAUAGGGCAGAUUACAAAGUUUUACGUCACUAAUCUUCCAAACGGUGUCACACCGUGGGAGGUUUCUGAUUUCGUUAGGGUUUUUGGGAAUGUGGCGGGCGUAUACAUAGCAAGGAAAAAAGAUAAAGAAGGGAGGAAGUUCGGAUUCAUAAGCUUCAGGAACGUCGUCGAUGUUAAAGAGAUGGAAAGAACUCUUAACGGCACAAAAAUGGGAGGGUUCAAGCUCAAGGUGAACGUGGCAAAAUUUGCUAUGGAAAACGAGGGAUUUCAUGGAGAAGCUACAGUGAAGGAUAAAGGUAAGACCAAGGUGCAUGCUAAUCAGCCACAGAUUCUCAAUCACGCUAACGCUUUUACCAAUAACGGUGGGGGUAAAUUGUUCAAGGAUCUGUUCUCCAAUUCUCAUGGAGACCAAGGUGAAUCGAGUAAGCCAAGGGCAACUGAAGAAGGGAACGGGAAUAUGAUUGUUGUUCCUGAUGAUACAUUGGCUUUCAAAGAACUUAGGGGCAAAGCUCUUGUGGGAAGAUGUAUGGAUUUCACUGUUUUAAGAACUCUGGACAAUCUUCUUGAUGGUGCUGGUAUUAAAGGAGUGUCGCUUAGCUACCUUGGAGGUCUGUCUUUGUUAAUUAAGUUUGUGGAUAAUAUCGGAUGCACUGAAUUUUUGCUUAAUCACUCGGUUUGGGAACAUUGGUUCUCUUCCUUGGAUAACUGGAGUGGUCAGUCCCUGCCAUUCGAGAGGUUGGCUUGGGUUAGGGUCCAAGGAGUUCCUAUCCACUUGGCUGAAAACUCGGUAUUCGAUUCGAUAGCGGGACAGUUCGGGAAAAUUGUUUAUGGGUCUUAA
Messenger RNA from Helianthus annuus (common sunflower), 849 nucleotides. RefSeq lists its product as uncharacterized. NCBI's taxonomy places the organism in Eukaryota, Viridiplantae, Streptophyta, Magnoliopsida, Asterales, Asteraceae. Gene Ontology annotation, cellular component: nuclear speck. The record is from RefSeq and is a predicted model, not a curated record. Bases 1 to 849 code for a protein of 282 amino acids. Gene Ontology annotation, molecular function: RNA binding. Gene Ontology annotation, biological process: mRNA splicing, via spliceosome. The transcript has a single exon.